AUGGUAAUGUCAGAUGGCACAUCGUUUUCUUCAGGGCAGAGCCUUCAUCUCCCCAGCCUUCCCAGUAACUCUCUGUCUUUUUCUGAUGUGAAGAAGAAAUCAUCUCAUGGGCCAAAGGACCCAGCAAGGAUUCUGAACAUAAAUAGCAGCAGCAGUAGUAACAGUUUUUCAAAGACCCAGAAGUUAACAAAGGAGCACAAAGAAAAAAAUUCUAAAGACUCAAAAGAACAAAAAAGUGCCUUCAAAGAACCUUCCAGGGAACAUAACAAAUCUUCCAAAGAAUCCUUUAAGAAACCCAAAGAAAACAAACCACUUAGAGAUGAAAAAAUUGUUCCUAAGAUGGCCUUCAAGGAACCCAAGCCCAUGUCCAAGGAACCAAAAUCUGAAAAUACUCCUAUCCUUACCAUAAUGUGUGGGCAGCAGCAAGAAAAGAAGACUCUCACAAAAAGGCCCUCUGUGCUGGACACUGAUGAAUCUUCUGCAAGGAAAAGAAAAAAGCCCAGCUCGGAUUCAUUAUUUAAAAGUUUUCCUAGUGCCCCACCACUGAUUCUUACUUGUUCAGCUGACAAAAAACAGACAAAAGAUAAAUCUCAGCUCAAGGUGGGGAGAGUCAAAGUUGAAACUGAUGCACUGGAAAGGAAGACGCCUACUCUGCCACCCUUUGAUGAUAUUGUAGAUCCCAGUGAUUCUGACAUGGAGGAAAACGUGUCCUCCAAAUCUGACUCUGAACAGCCCAGUCCUGCCAGUUCCAGCUCCAGUUCCAGUUCCAGUUUUACACCAUCUCAAAACAACAGACAACAAGGUCCAUUGAGGACUAUAAUGAAAGAUCUGCAUUCAGAUGAUAAUGAAGAUGAAUCAGAUGAAGCAGAUGACAAGGACAAUGACUCUGAGUUGGAACAACCUGUAAAUAUACGAGGAGGAGGCAGGAGUCGCAGGGUUAGUCUGAGUGAUGGCAGUGACAGUGAUAGCAGCUCAGCUUCCUCACCGCUGCGUCAUGAUCCAGCACCAUCUGUACUGAAAACCAGCAACAGCCAGAUUUUAGAAGUGAAAAGUCCAAUAAAGCAAAACAAAACAGAUAAACAAAUGAAGAAUGGGGAUUGUGAUAAGGCAUAUCUUGAUGAACUAGUAGAGCUCCACAGAAGAUUAAUGACAUUGAGAGAGAGACAUGUACUGCAGCAGAUAGUAAAUCUUAUAGAAGAAACUGGACACUUUCAUAUCACAAAUACAACCUUUGACUUUGAUCUUUGUUCACUGGACAAAACCACAGUCCGUAAACUACAGAGUUAUCUGGAAACAUCUGGAACCUCCUGAGGAUUCAGCAUAUGGCUGUGUCAAAAACUGUUCUUUAAAUGAUGUAUGCAGAAUGAUGCGACCAAAAUGGAGGGGAAAAAACCAAAAACCUCUUCAGCUUUUUUUUUUUCCUUAAAGCCAGUCUCUUGAUAAGGGAGAGCAAAAGUGACCAGACUCAGAGGACCACUCUUCUCAAGAAGAAAAUGCUCUGGAAGAGUUUGCCUGGGUAGCCUUGAAAAACAAACACAGAAAAACAAACAAAAAUACUUGUUCUUAAUGAAUGUGUAUGAUAUCAUGUAUCUCUCUCUGUGGUGUUCAAGUCCACAAGAUGAAUGCAUGUUCAACACACUGCCUUACUACAUAACUGAUCUAUUUAUUAUUGCAUACAUGUAUCUUAAAGUCAAUGAGUCACUGAGUGACACUACCAGAUAUUGCAAGUAGUGGGGUCCCUUGUGUGCUAUUUUGAUGCAGUACUUUCACAAGCCUAGUAACCUUAUUCACAUUGAAAUGCCACUUCUUGCUAUCUUUCUUUAGUCAAUUAAAACACUACAGUCUUGAUUCCACCUCUGCAGUUCUGGGAAACAAGAUACAAACGUGGCGACCAAGCAGUGGUCCUGUAUUUCAUUUCCUGUCUACCACAGUAGGGUGGACUGCAAGUCCUUGAUUCUAUCCACUUACUGAUAUUGACUGGUUAAAAAGUGCACCAAAUAGGUUCAUAUGACUUGCUGUCUAGCCUCAGUGAAUAAAUCAAUAAGACUUUUAACAAAAAAUGCUAUGUAUACUGUCCUGAAUCUGGCAACUCUUGCAGUCUACAUUUUUGUGUCCAUUUAAAUGUUGCAAAAUUAAAUAUAUAUUAGAGUGAAGGUGUUCUGCAGGAGCUCAUGAUAAAAGAAAAAGUACUGGUCCUGUCUUUAAAGAACAUGUUGUAGAAAAUUCUUAAUUUGGAGCUAUUUAUUACUUUGAGUUUCAACACUCUUCUGCUGUGUGUGACUCACUUCUACCAUAAAACUUUUUGCAUAACACUUUUGUUCGUUCAUAUAGUAAAUGAUCUGCUUAGUUUGUUUUGGGGAUUUUUUUCUGAUUUAGUUGGUUUUUUUACAACUGCUAAAUUAAAACCUUUUGUUUGAAAAGAAGAAAAAAUGUUGUUAUACACUUAAAUGAAUACAUGAAAUAAAAUACAUGUAUGAUAUCAUCUGUA
Molecule: messenger RNA, 2488 nt
Organism: Agelaius phoeniceus (red-winged blackbird)
Lineage: Eukaryota; Metazoa; Chordata; Aves; Passeriformes; Icteridae
Gene: MLLT3
Product: MLLT3 super elongation complex subunit
Biological process (GO): positive regulation of DNA-templated transcription
Cellular component (GO): transcription elongation factor complex
Molecular function (GO): chromatin binding
Source: RefSeq, a predicted model, not a curated record